AUGGAGCCGAGCCCAAUCUCGGUCGAGGCCACCGCCCCGAGCCUUGCGCUGCGGGGCAAGACGGCCCUGAUGGACGCUGUCGAGGACGUCUUUUACGGAUCCGUUGCCGGCGUCGUAGGCAAGUACAUCGAGUAUCCGUUCGACACCGUCAAGGUCAGGCUCCAGAGUCAACCCGAUCACCUCCCCCUCCGAUACAAGGGACCCCUCGACUGCUUCCGACAAUCCAUACAAGCCGAUGGCCUCUACGGCCUGUACCGGGGAAUCACGGCGCCGCUGGUGGGAGCCGCGCUCGAGACCAGCAGCCUGUUCCUCUUCGAGAGCAUGGGCAGAGAGGUGCUCUACAGCACCGGCCUCGCGUCCCGGGAUAAGAAGCUGUCGCUGCCGACGCUGUGGCUCACAGGCGCCUUUUCCGGCGCCUGCACCUCCUUCGUCCUGACGCCCGUCGAGCUCGUCAAGUGCAAGAUCCAAGCGCCCAUGCUGGCCGAGGGCGCAACGGUGGCGCCGCUCCGCCCGAUCUCCGUCAUCCGCGACGUAUAUCGCCACGAAGGCCUACGGGGCUUCUGGCACGGCCAGCUGGGCACCCUGAUCCGCGAGGCCGGCGGCUGCUCCGCCUGGUUCGGCGCCAAGGAGACGGUCACGGCCAUGUUUUACAACCUGCACACCCGCGCCGCCACCACCGAGGCCGAGAAGCAGUCCAUCCUUUCCAAGCCCCUGCCUAUCUGGCAGCAGGCCCUCGCCGGCGCGUCUGCCGGCGUCUCAUACAACUUCCUUUUCUUUCCGGCCGACACCAUCAAGUCGCGGAUGCAGACGGUGCCCCUCGGUGGAAUGGCGCAGAAGCGCACGUUCUGGAACGAGGGCAGGGCGCUGUGGCAGCAGCAUGGCCUCCGGGGCAUGUACCGCGGCUGUGGCAUCACCUGCCUGCGGGCGGCACCGAGCUCCGCGUUUAUUUUUAUGGUGUAUGACGGCCUUAAGCGCAACUUUCCGCUGCAAUGA
This is a messenger RNA of Purpureocillium lilacinum, 993 nucleotides long. Its product is annotated as amino-acid transporter arg-13. The record is from RefSeq and is a predicted model, not a curated record. Lineage: Eukaryota; Fungi; Ascomycota; Sordariomycetes; Hypocreales; Ophiocordycipitaceae. Gene Ontology annotation, molecular function: L-ornithine transmembrane transporter activity. Gene Ontology annotation, biological process: mitochondrial L-ornithine transmembrane transport. Gene Ontology annotation, cellular component: mitochondrion.